Messenger RNA from Bradysia coprophila, 747 nucleotides. RefSeq lists its product as uncharacterized. NCBI's taxonomy places the organism in Eukaryota, Metazoa, Arthropoda, Insecta, Diptera, Sciaridae. The record is from RefSeq and is a predicted model, not a curated record.
AUGUUGCAUUACGAAACUGUGGAAAAAGUUCUGCGCGAGAUCGAUCUGUCAAAAGGACAAGGCCCAGAUUUUAUACCACCGAUUUUCCUUCGAGAAUGUGCCGAGAGUCUAGCACCUCCCCUCAGUCUCAUCUACGAAAAAUCUUUGUUCGACAGUGUGUAUCCGGACAAAAUGAAGUUGAGUCAAAUAACAGCAAUCUACAAGAAAGGCAAGAAGACCGACGUGUCCAAUUACAGAGGGGCAGCAGUGAUGCCGAACUUAGCGAAAAUAUUUGAGAGGGUGGUGUAUGAACAAGCAAAAUUGAUCAUCUGUCCCCGACUGUCGAAGCGAGCACAUGGAUUUGUGACAUAUGAAAUCGGAGCCCAGGUAGACACGUUUUAUUCAGACGUAUCAAAGGCCUUUGAUACGGUAGAUCAACCAUUGUCAAUACGAAAGUUAGCACAUUUUCCACUUGGUAACCGAUCACUUCGAUGGUUCAAUUCAUACUCCGCGAAGAGAAAGCACCGUGUACGAGUAGGAAGAGAAAUCUCAGAUGAAUUUGAUGCACAUUCAGCGAUCGGCCAAGGAACGAUUCUAGGUCCUAUCCUCUUUUUAACAUUCUUCGAUGACUCUGACGCAAUCAACGAAACAGCAAGAUCAUAUAAUUUUGCCGAUGACAAGAAAAAAGCAAAAAUCGUAACUUGUUUGGCUGAUACGGUGAAAUUGCAAGAGUGCCGAGUGGAAUACAAUUUAGGCUUUGUCGUCUGA